This is a messenger RNA of Ictalurus punctatus (channel catfish), 2019 nucleotides long. RefSeq names its product H-2 class II histocompatibility antigen, A-Q alpha chain. Lineage: Eukaryota; Metazoa; Chordata; Actinopteri; Siluriformes; Ictaluridae. The record is from RefSeq and is a predicted model, not a curated record. The coding region runs from base 104 to 829 and encodes 241 amino acids. Gene Ontology annotation, biological process: peptide antigen assembly with MHC class II protein complex; positive regulation of T cell activation; immunoglobulin production involved in immunoglobulin-mediated immune response. Gene Ontology annotation, molecular function: MHC class II protein complex binding. The transcript has 4 exons. Gene Ontology annotation, cellular component: MHC class II protein complex.
GCGACUGGCGGCUUGCAGCGAUACAAUCAGUGUAUGUGUGAACGCAGCUUCUGACUCUACAGUGACAGUUUGAACACAUUACUGUAAAGAGGAAUCGAACACAAUGAAGCUCUGUGUGAUUCUCGUCCUUUUAACGACUCUGCCAGCAAACACUGAGUUUGUAUACAAGUUCACCGCACUGUCUGGCUGCAGUGACUCUGUGGAUGAAGCUAUACUGUUAUACAGUCUGCAUCAGGAUGAAAUCCUCUUCAUAGAUUACACGACCAAGCAGCAAAUCUACCGACUACCUCCGUUUGCAGACCCAAUUGAUGUUGCGGAUUUGUAUGACUUUGCCAUCGCUAAAAGAACUGAAUGCCUUCAGAACAUCCAAAAUGUGACCGCAGUGGCCGGCAGACCACCUGAGCCCAGAGUUGCUCCGGAGAUCAGCGUCUACCCGAAACACGACGUGGUGCCUGGAGAAGAAAAUAACUUCAUCUGCUUCAUGAGGAAUUUCUAUCCUCCACACAUCAGCGUGAACUGGACGAGGAACGGUGUGUCCGUGACAGGGGGAGUGUACAUCAGCCAGUUCUCGCUAAACAGAGACGGAACCUUCAACUUGUUCUCCACACUGACGAGUUCUCCGGAGACUGAAGCAGAUGUUUACAGCUGCACGGUGGAGCAUGAAGCUCUGGACUCGCCUCAGACUAGAACAUGGGAUGAUUCAGCAAUAAAUCGACAUGUGACUCCGAGUGUGACUCCGACGGUGGUGUUUGCGGUGGGAAUUGCUGUGGGAAUACUGGGAUUAUUCACGGGAAUGUUCUUUGUCAUUAAAUCAUUGUUUUUCUGUUAAGUUGCUGUCACAGCCGUGCUGAUUAUUGUAGGAUAAUAGCACUUCCCCAAGUCUCUUUCCUUUCACAGCUAGCACAGCAACAAUUACAGUUUGGAAAAAUUUUUAAAUAAAUAAUACCUACAUUUUAUUUGAUUAUCAUUACAUUUAAUGUCGAGGAACACUGGUGCAACAAGUCAGUUUCUGAUCUUGCUCACGUUAUAACAGCGAUAAACACUCGUUCCCUCACCAUCCCUCUCUCUAUUCCCUCUCUCUAUUCCCUCUCUCUAUUCUCUCUCUAUUCCCUCUCUCCUCUCUCUAUUCCCUCUCUCUAUUCUCUCUCUCUAUUCUCUCUCUCUUUAUUCCCUCUCUCCUCUCUCUAUUCCCUCUCUUUAUUCCCUCUCUCUAUUCUCUCUCUCUAUUCCCUCUCUCUAUUCCCUCUCUCUAUUCCCUCUCUCUAUUCCCUCUCUUUAUUCCCUCUCUCUAUUCCCUCUCUUUAUUCCCUCUCUCUAUUCCCUCUCUCUAUUCCCUCUCUCUAUUCCCUCUCUUUAUUCCCUCUCUCUAUUCCCUCUCUUCAUUCUCUCUCUCUAUUCUCUCUCUCUAUUCCCUCUCUCUAUUCCCUCUCUCUAUUCCCUCUCUUUAUUCCCUCUCUUUAUUCCCUCUCUUGAAGUCAAUAAGGUAAAAUGUUAGAGAAACAGUAGAGGAGUGUAAGCUCUGUGAUGAAGAUGUGGAGAACCUCACAGCGUCACCUCUGACUGUUACACAGCGCUGACACUGGAGACUCCUUCCACACACGCUACAUAAACUUCUCCUUACAGAUAAACUUCACCACCUACACUGCUGUCAGAGCUGCUUUUAUAGAACAUUAAUCAACACCUUCUGGCCAAUCUGGCUUAUGAGAAGAAAACUGUAUUAUUGAGAAUGAGUAGAAUGAUAAGUAUAUCUUUAUCUCUGCACGUUCCUGUGAUUUGUCGUCACUUCUACUAGAAAAUCCGAUAAAAACGGAGGGAAAUUCCCAGCGGGUUUAGUGAAGAUGUAGAGGUCACGUGUCUGAUGUUGGAACGUGGAAGAGGACAUGGUUGAAAUGUUUAAAAUGCUUUGUGUAAGUUUCUCUUUAACACUGAACAUCUUCUCUAACUUGUCCUGCAGGUGUUGUGUCUUCCUCUGAACUCAUUUACAUAUUCAUCAUGACAUUAAAGAUUGAAUUUGACGUA